AUGGGGGCCUCGCUGUCGAACCUAGGAACCAACGGUUCGGCCGCCGCUCCGGGCCUCGGCGACAUCCCGGAGAGUUGCGUCGCUCGCGUUUUCCUCCACCUCACUCCGCCGGAGAUAUGCAACCUCGCUCGCCUCAAUCGCUCCUUUCGCGGCGCCGCCUCCGCCGAUUCCGUCUGGCAAACCAAGCUGCCUACCAACUACCGAGAUCUGCUCGAUUUGAUGCCUCCCGAGAGGUACCGGAAUCUCUCCAAGAAGGACAUCUUCGCGCUGCUAUCUCGGCCAGUGCCGUUCGACGACGGCAACAAGGAAGUGUGGCUGGACAGGGUCACGGGAAGGGUUUGCAUGUCGAUUUCGGCGAAGGCGAUGUCUAUUACUGGAAUUGAUGACCGCAGAUACUGGACUUGGGUUCCUACUGAAGAAUCUAGGUUCAAAACUGUAGCAUAUUUACAGCAAAUAUGGUGGUUUGAAGUGGAUGGGGAGGUCAGCUUCCCAUUUCCUGCUGAUGUUUAUACUCUCUCCUUUAGACUUCACCUUGGACGAUUUUCUAAGAGGCUUGGGCGACGCGUGCGCAGUUAUGAACACACCCAUGGUUGGGAUAUAAAACCAGUGAAAUUUGAGUUGUCAACCAUGGAUGGUCAGCAAGCAUCAUUUGAGUGCUGCUUGGAUGAAGCUGCACCUGAUGACGCACACGGCAAUCAAAAGCGUGGACAUUGGGUAGAUUACAAGGUUGGUGAGUUUAUUGUCAGUGGAUCAGAACCUACAACUAAAGUAAGAUUCUCCAUGAAACAGAUUGAUUGCACACACUCUAAAGGUGGGCUUUGUUUAGAUUCUGUAUUUAUUAUACCUAGUGAUUUGAGAGAGCGCACCCGAAGCGGCAUUUUGAAAUAA
Molecule: messenger RNA, 888 nt
Organism: Sphenostylis stenocarpa
Lineage: Eukaryota; Viridiplantae; Streptophyta; Magnoliopsida; Fabales; Fabaceae
Source: the annotation of a GenBank genome assembly